This is a messenger RNA of Hemibagrus wyckioides, 9702 nucleotides long. RefSeq lists its product as uncharacterized. The coding region runs from base 7642 to 8685 and encodes 347 amino acids. The record is from RefSeq and is a predicted model, not a curated record. The transcript has 3 exons. Lineage: Eukaryota; Metazoa; Chordata; Actinopteri; Siluriformes; Bagridae.
GAGAAUUUAUAGAGAAGUUUGUUGAAGCCAUUCUGGCAUACUAACACACUCUUGGUUUUUCCUUCAAUUGAUAACUCAUCUAUAUCAAACUGUGUGUGUGUGUGUUUGAGAGAGAGAGAGAGAUAGGGAGCAUCACAGUUUGCCCAUUCUGCUUUUUGCCUGCACCCUGAGGACCCCAAUCCCAUUCGCCGACCACCUAACUUUGAUCCAUUUUCCCUGAAUUAAUGUUUUAUUGUUUAGUCAAUGAUUAGACCCGCAAAUAAUUUCACGGUUCGUCUGCACCAGCUAGUGAAUAGCCACCUGAAAUGCACAGAGCGCUUUCUGCAAAUGCCUUGCCGUAUAAUUAAAACCAGAGGAUGGGGUCUGGAAAACAAAUUUUGCCUGAAAUUGGAAUUGGUUACACAUUCUCUCAUGAAUAUAUGCUCCAGCAUCAGACUCAGACAUGGGAGACGAGGAACAGCAGGACACAGGUGUGAUAGCUGCUGAGAAAUAGUGAGAAACAGGAAACAAAUCGAGUGGAUCUUGAAGAUUAAGGAAAACUAAUGCAGCUUAUAGAGUGAGAUACGGCAGUGUAAGAUUCAGUCACCAGUGCCUAGCUAAGCAUUUCCUGUAGGAUCUGUUUUGAAAAUGGGAUGUACAGACGUCCCUGCUUUUUGACAUGGAAAUGCAUCCAGGGACGGUUAUUUAAACAUCAUAUGUGCAAUUUUGUUAGAUUGUGGCAUAUAUUAUUAUUAUCACCCGUAUCAAGUCCGGGGAUACAUUACGGCUACAAUUAAAGCAUUUUAUCUGUCUAUGUCUUGGGUAAUUUUUGUGUGGCUGGGUAGAUAUGGAGGCUCAUGUGAAAUAUGUUUAGUUCCUCACAGCUUAGCCAUAGAGAGUGAUCAUUUUUCUCUUAUAUUUUUAUCUAAAAACAAGAUGCAAUUGAUUUGUCAAAUAUAAUAAGGAUAUACACACAUGGGGUGCAUUUCGAUGUUUAUUUCUGAUUUGCAAGGGUCUGGACAAGUGAAAUGACCCCACAUUUAUUAAACACGUUUGUGUGUGUGUGAGAGAGACCAAUAAUGGCGCUUCAGAUGGGAUAAGUCUUUCUAUGUAGUAUUUCCUAUAUAGGAAAAUAAUUCGCAAAAUUUGGGUGAAAAUGAAUUAAAAAAGCUUAUGAAAAAUGUAUUUGUGGUUACUUACUGUAAUCUGUAAAUAUAUGAGAAAUAUAAUCUUUGAUUACGUUCUAAUUUCUACAUUUUAAAUGUAUACUAAAAAUCCAUUUUUUAAUUUAAUUUAUUUAUUAGUUGCCACAAAUGUCACACCUCUAGAAAUUAUUAUGAACAAAAUUUCACUGAAGCAUUUUGUUAUUUAGUUAAUUUCACACUUUUAAGUUUACCUCAGGAUUUACCCAUGAUACCUUUGAUGUAAAUAUAAAGUGACGCUGAGGCUAAAUUCAAGUUCAAGCUAAAACUUCUAAGUUCAAGUUUUGAACAUAGUCACUUUUACAGCAAUAAUGAAUUCAUUUAAAGCAACAGUGCUGUAAUAAACCUGUUUUUUUUUUGCCCCCACACAAAUUAAGGUGAAGGAUCGUUAGACUCAAGGUGUGUUUGGAGUGAAACAUAAGAUGGUUCUACAGAAAAGAACCUAAUGCUUAUUGUUAAGUAUGGUGAAGGAUUUUUGAUUUUUUUUUUUCUCUUUCAAAGACCCUGGAAACCUUGUUAGGAUAAAUGGCAUCAUGUACUGAAUGAAAAACCAGCAGAUUGUAAAUAAAAAAAAAUCUGUCUGCCUCUGCCAAGGAGCUAUAACUAGAUUGGAUUUUCCAGCAGGGCAAACACACACCCAAAUCCAUACUAAAGUGGUUCAGUGACCACAGAAACAAGCUCUUGACAUCCUAGUUCUCUGACAUAAAACAGUGAAACCUGUGGGGUGAGCUGAAGAGGAGAGUCCACGAGACAAGAGAGGACUGAGAACUAGAGAGGAUGUGGAGAGAUUCUGUACUGAGGAUCUGGUCCCAAAUUCCUCCAUCUGCUCGAUUUAAUAUAAUCAAGUCUUAUACACUUAAUUUGAGGCCGCAGUCCCAAGCCUGGAUAAAAAUGGGAGGGUUGCGACAGGAAGGGCAUCCGGUGUAAAACCUUUGCCAAAUUGUGCUGGUCGAUUGAUGCGCUACAAACAGCGGACCCUGCAAGUGUGCGGGACAAACGCUGAGAAAAAACAAUACUUACAGUUUGAGAUUAAGCGCAUUAACCAGACAUUUUUUUGUAACUUCUUUAUUGUCUUUCCCACUAAUGUGGCUUCUUGUUAUUUACUUUUUUUACUCAACUCAUCUUCUGUGGUUUAUGCAUGGCACUACCACUAAUCUGACCAUCUGACCAUAUAGGAGAAUUAAUAUUCAAAGGUAUUUAUAUACUAAAUGUAUGUGUUUGACUACAUUUUUUUGGCUAAAAGGUACAAGGUUGUGUUUUUUAUUAUCUAAAAAGGCCAAUGUUAAUUUUUAAACUUUGUGUGCUUAUUGGUAUUUUAGUGUAUUUUUAAAAAAAUAUGUUUUAAAUAUCGCUUACAUAUUUUUUUAUAUCUAUGUAGAAUGUCUGUAGCUGCUCACAUCAGAAUUUUAUACACUGAUGCUUGCUUACAAAGCCUAAAAACAGAACAGCUCCAACUUACAUCAAUGUGUUUAACACACCCCACACCACACCAUGCUCCAUCUGGACUGGUCCCACCAUCUCUCACAGCACAAGGAAGACACUCUGUUCUGGCCCCUAGGUGGUGGAAAGGACUUACCCAAGAUGUCCAAACAGCUGAGACACUGGCUGUCUUCAAUGAUGUAUAAAUAAAGACCUACCUUUUCCUGAACUAGCACUUUAAAACUUAGUCUAUAAACAAAGUUUAUUUUUUUGAUUUCAUUCAUAUUCCCUUGACUUUAGUGAACCAGUAUCGAUGUAUUCAUCGAUAGAGACUUCAAAACUCUUCUGUAAGUCCCUCUGGAUAACAAUGUCGAUAAUGCCUUGAAUGUAAAAUGUACUUGACUAAAAGAUUUCUAAAAGCGCCCAGCACUAGUGACUAAUAACUCAAAUGGAGUUGAUAGCACUGUGGCCUUCAGAUGUCAUUUCUGAUCCUGAAGAUUCCCCAGCCAUUCUGUGCCACAGAGAUGCCGUUAAUCUAUCUGUCAAUCAGUGAUUUAGCCAACCGUGGGUCUAUGAGCUCAUGUAUGAGGAAGAGGGCAGUUAGAGAGCUGUCAUGUGAUGCAGCUUGAGCACCAAUUAGAAUAGAUGGCUGGAGUCAUGUGACUAUGUGUAAGCCUUCCUGGUUAGAGAAUCAGCAAAUGAUCACAUUGAGGGUAAAUUAGUUUAAAAAAAAUUGCAGUUCUUUUUUAAAUAGCAGGUAUACUAAAGAAUGAUAUUGUACACAGGACCAGUAAAGUCUAACACCCUCCUCUCUUCCCCCUUUUUCUCCAGAAUGAUGGAGCAAAUGCUUGAGCGAUGUGGUGUAUUCUGGCCAGCCAUGUGUGCAUGUAUUGCUGUCUUCCCAGUCUCUGGUGGGCUGGGCUCUAGGCUGAGAGCCACCGUCCUGAUGCUUAAUUAGCAUUGUUAAUGAUCCACCUCUCUGCCCAGUCUGAGUCUCUGAUGGAAUUGUGACAGACAACACGGCAGUUGCAUCCAAAACCAUCAGCCCCGUUUGGCUUGCUUGGCAGUUUAUCAGCCCUUGUAAAAUAUAUCUCUAUUUAACCUGAUCCAGCAGAGAGUCAGUAUAGGCUUUGAUAUUAGCAGAGAUCAGUAAUGUUUCAGUGUACAACGCUAUAUAGUGAUGAAUGACCUUUCAAGGCUGUUGUUCUGAGUCUGACUGAUGUUAAGCACACAAGGCUCAAGUGGAAAUCAGUGGAGCAGCUUCAAUACCUUGUGGCUUUCUGACCUGGCUACAUGUUUCAGCUUUUUGUGGUAGAAUGCAUGAUGGCUUUGAUUCUGCUUGAACCAUGCAAUAAUAAUGCAUUGCAGGUAGCUGGUUUCUGGACCUUAUUUCACUGUUUAUCCAAAAAAGAAUGAAGGAUUAAAUUUGCUGGGUUUUUUUUUUUCAGACCACAGUGGCAGGGUUUCCUCAGCAACUGCUCAUAUGUAUACCAUGAUAUUACUACAUGAAUCAUACAGGGUUACAGUAUAGGGCCAGGCUUCCCAUAUGAAAAUAAAAUCUGUAGCCUUUAUAUAAUCAAGCAUCAAUGAAUUAGAGUUUUUUGAGAUUUGAAAAUCGGUUAGUUACAAAGCACAGUUUUACUGUAGCCACUACAGCCUCUACAGGAUCCAGGACACUAUUUACAGGGGAACCUCGGCAUAUGAAUACCCUCUACUUAUGAAUUUUCGCCUUAAGAAUUGAAAUUUUGCUAAAAAUUUGCUUCGGCAUAUAAACGAAUCGAUCCGAAGUUGCGUGUAUGUCCGGGAGCUGUUGUUUGCAUCAGUGGAAAGCCAAGCGAAGCCAACCAGAGCGGGUUUGCGGAUUUGAUGUUUUUUUUUUCCCAGUCACUGAAAUCUGUUUCGAAAGAGUCAACCCAUGAUUCCAGCGCUAGCUUCUGCAUGUGUUCAAAAGCUACUUGAUUUUUCGCACAUUUUUUUUAGUUGACAGAUUGGUGGUGUGGGUGAUCUGUUCUAUUUUUAGCACAAGCCUGGUGGCAUGACUUCCCGUGAGGAACCUUGGCAUGGAAUGCUUGGCUUGGGUCAGUUCUUUGUAAGAAGCCAUACAGUUUACAUACGCCUGGUAAUAUUGGUAAUAUUUUUGGGUGGCUGGACCGGAUUAUCUGCAUUUACAUUUAUUUUUUAUGGGAAAAUUUUGCCUUAAAAACUCGCCUCUAGAUUCCACUGUAGCCGAGGUUCCACUGUACAUCCAGCUAUGGAAUGCUUUACCUUUAGAAAUAAAAUGCACUUUAAUACACUGUUGUGGGUGACUUAUUAGCUUAAGGAAAAAAAAAAAAAACAGUCCUGAUGUGCACCAUGCUCUUCAGAAUGAUUCUGGAUAUUGUUCUGUCCUCAACCAGACAGAGAAGCCCUGACCUUGUUUCCUUUCUGAUGGCAGGAUCUUGUAUUUGGCUCCAUCACGUUUGAGCUAAAGCAUGUCCAAUGCUAAGCCAUAAAGGAUAUGAGUAAGGUGGUGGCAGAGGCUUAUCAAAGUAUUUGCUCUCCCCAGUGUUCAAACUGUUCUGGAAUGCAGAAAUCAAUCUUUUUUACUGUUAUGGUGGAGUGAAAUUAGAGGCUAUGGGGGUUGGCAGUAUUUUAAAACGCUUUUCUCAGUGCUGUAGACGGUUUUUAUUGCUAAUCAAUGGCCAGAGGACGACACAGGCUCUAGGGAAUCUGACAUGCAAUGUCAGCCAACGUUCUGGAAGUGAUCUUUUUGGGGUUUUUUGCAGUUCUAAUGCAGGGCUGGCAUGAAGUCGCUUCCUCAUCUCCAGCUACCAGUUACAGUGAAGUGCUUGAUCAAUAUGUUUAGGUUCUAUUUCAGUCAAUCUAACUUCCAGCGGAUUCCUGCUUGUGCAUGACUGCAUGCCUGGCAAGACCAGUGAUAUAGACACAGUACUAGGAAUAAAUUCCUUCUUCUCCUGAUGUCUUCUUCUUUUCCUUCUUCUCAUGAUUCUCACUGCAUACACAUUCACUGAUGUGUAUGCGGUGAGAACACCGCAUACACAUCAGUCUAACAGUGUAACAUUUGUGACCCUAGUCAAAUCUACAUGUAUCCUGUCCUGCAAAGCAGGAAGAGAUUCCUAACCAGUGGUGGCUGGUGCUAAAAAAUUUUGGGGGGUGCAAACAAUCUUAAAAUCAAAUUGUUAGUAAUGCAGGACUGUAAAUGACCAUUUAUCAGGUGAUUAUGUAACAUUACUGCUAAGAUAAAAUAUUGAAAAUGUUAUUUUUAAAGUUAACUGUUAAAGCGUGCAAUUAAUAUACUAUGAAUGAGUUCAAUGUGGGUAUAUUAUCAGUAAUGAAGGUAAUCAUUAAAAACACACACACACUGGAAAGUUGCCUAAUCACAGGCCAGUGGCACUAUUUGAAAAUAAAUUUUGCUGUUUCUGGCUUGCAAAUUUCUCAAUAACCUUCUAGUUAAAGCUUACUGAGUGUAAGCUCGACUGCCAUCACUUGACUGCUGCUGAAUUUGCAAAUUGGGUCGAUCUGGUCCAAGCUCCUUGAUUUUUUUUUCUUCAUCUGAACGCCUUGUGAAAGGGUAUUUUUAUAGCUAUAACCAAAAUUUAUUUUAUCUCAAGAUAUUUUGCUUGCAUCCACAUUAAUCAGUACCUGCCCGUUUACUGACAAUCUGCUGAGUGCUAAUGAGACUCGUUGAGAAUGGUCCAGUCACAUGAGGCCUAAAAACGCUAACAACAAAAAUGGGUGGGUUCAGAGAACAAAGUGUUGCACCUCAAGGACAUUUGAAACAAGCCAAGUCACAGCUCAAGCCCCAAGUCACAUGCUUUUCAAAAGUUUACGGAGCUACAUACAUACUCAUUUGUUCGGCACGCGCACACACACACACACACACACACACUAACAGUGAAAUAGUACGACUAAAUGAUUUUAUUUCAUUAUUAAAAUAUAUAAUUAAUGUUAAUGUGUUAAAGUAGCAGUCUUAUCUGUUUAACUUUAAGGGGGCGGGGCACCCCAGCCCCCCUAUUGACCAACCGCCACUGUUCCUAACAACUUCUAUUAUCUCUUUUGCCACCAUUUUUUUUUCUGGAGAAUACUCCAUGGUGUCUAUUUGGAUAGAGUUGGUUUUAUAUAUCUCAUUCAUCUGCAGCACCAUUUCUGAAACCAUCAACCAAUCGGUCUUAGCCACCAGUGGGCCUGGGCAUAUGUUCAGCUAAAGUGGUCAAGUGGGCAUACCUGUCAACUUAAUUGUGAAGAAAAUAUGGAGAUGGGUGAUGGGGAACCUGUAGAAUUUACAGUCCCUACAGGAGUUUGUGUUUUUUGCAAUCGCAGAAAUUAACACAGAAACAGUUGUUUAAUUCAGUAUUAUUUGUUUAGUGCUUCUAACAAUAGACAUUGUCUGAAAGCAGCUUUACAGAAAUAUAUAAAUUCAGAAUAAAAAUUAAAAAGUUUAAAAAUUUAAUUUGGAGUUAUCCCCAGUGAGAAAGCCAGGUGAUGGUAGCGAGGAAAAUUUCCCUGAGGUGUAAUGAGGAAGAAACAUUGAGAGGAAACAGACUCAAGAAUUUUGAGAGGAAACAGACUCAUUUAGAAUUUUGAAAGCAGUGCAGUGGCAUGUCCUGGACCCUCCUGAUGCUACACGUUUUUCCUAAUGCACAGUGCUCUACUGGUUAUGCAAUCAAAAGGAAUCUGGGUUGUUUAGAUGCUUUUUGCUCAUAGACAUAUACAGUUUUUAAAUAUAAAUGAUAUAAGAAAAUUUGUAAAAUAUAAUAAAUGAAUAACUCAGAUAUAGACGGCCAUCAUUUUUUUUAUUUUAAUAAUAUAAGCAUUGAUCAUAUCUGUGAGGGUGAGAGAAGAUUAGAGCGCAUGCGCACUGGCUGCAGCGUCACGUGACGUCGUUUUUGGAACGUUUACUUUCAAAUGCAAAAGUGUUUUGAGUUGAAGGUCGCAAGAUUUGGACUCUACUUUGCGAUUACUGCUACACCUCUCCAUCACUUUUAUUCCUACAACACUUCUGGGAUUGGACUCCUACACCGACUCUGCACCACCAGCGAGGAUGAACUUCGGAGGAGAAGACGCGCUACAGCGGCAGGACGCGGACCUUCAGCCCGGAUCGAGCGGACUACCUGACUACUACUACGACCCCUGGACCGGGAGACGACAGGAACAAACGCCUUUUGGUCGUUUUCCUCAAGAUGGAGGUGAUGAGAAUGAGGUGGCUGUGAGGAGCUCAUCCCCCUUUAGGAGCCCAUCCCCAUCCUUUAGGAACCCAUCCCCACCUGCACGGAGCCCAUCCCCACCCUUUAGGAACCCAUCCCCACCUGCACGGAGCCCAUCCCCACCCUUUAGGAACCCAUCCCCACCUGCAUGGAGCCCAUCCCCACCCAUGAGGGUCAAUUUACCUAUUUGGGACCAAUCACCUGCAAGGAGCCCAUCCCCACCCAUUAGAAAUCCAUCCCCACCUACAUGGAGCCCAUCCCCACCCAGGAGGAACCCAUCCCCACCUACAUGGAGCCCAUCCCCACCCAUGAGGGUCCAUUUACCUAUUUGGGACCAGUCACCUGCAAGGAGCCCAUCCCCACCCACAAGGAACCCAUCCCCACCUGCAAGGAGCCCAUCCCCACCCACAAGGAACCCAUCCCCACCUGCAAGGAGCCCAUCCCCACCCACAAGGAACCCAUCCCCUCCUGUAAGGAGCCCGUCCCCACCCAUUAGGAACCCAAACACGUUAAGGGCACCAUCCCCUAUAGGAAGUCCUUCCAGGAUCCCACGCCAGGAUCCCACACUAGGAUCCCAUUCCAUCGUUGUGUUGCGCGACAUAGAGUCUGGUCAGCCUUACGUUCCAGCAUCUGUUACUUUUCAUGUUUGGCGCCAGCGAAUAAGUAGGAGGGAUGAAGAGGAAGACAAUCAAGUAGUCCCUUCUGCUUAUCCUGUUCUAGACCAGCAGAAAAGGUUGAGGGAUGAAGAAGAAGAGGAAGACGAUGAAUUCUUUUCUGCUAGUAGACGACAGCGUGUGGAUCCUGAAUGGGAGAUGCAGGUAGUCACAAGGUCCCUCCAAUUACCCGUUGAAGCCAUUCCUGAACUAAGCAGACAUCUUUAAGCUAUCCCCAAAUAUAUCGCCUCAUUUUCAUCACCCCAUAUUCAUCAUGUGGUAAGUAUCAGUGGUAGGUAUCUCUGGUAGGUAUUUGGCCUCUAGUCUAUAGCUUUAGUCUGUUUUUAAAUUUGUAGUGAAUAUUUCACCUCCAGACUCCAGCAGUAGUCCUUUAUUUAUGUAAAUUAUUAAGCUUUUAAACAUGUGAGGUGGUAAGAAUCAGCUCGAUACCUUCUUUUCUGUUCUGUUGUCACGAGGUCAUCGUUCAACCUUCUUCCUCUCGCCUUGUUUGAGCAGGUAUCCAGGGGAUUCUUACCACCAUCACUGUGACUUUAACAUAAUUUUUGUAAAAUAAUAAUUAAAGAAAAAUAGGGUAAAGUAGUUCUAGCAAUUAUGUUAGUUUAUAUAUGUCUGGUUAGUGUUAAAUGUAUAGGCUUAUUACUGUAGUAUGUUGUACAUUUAGGACAUAUGAAUUAGUUUUUAUUAUAGAAUUUAUAUAUAUUUUAUAAGUUAUAUAUAUUAUUGCAAAUAUUUAUGAUGUUGUAAAUAUGUAUAUAUGAAGUAUUUAAGAUUAAGAGUUUAAGAUUAAGUUGUAUAGAAGUACAGCCCCUAACCCCCGUCUAAACCCCACUCCCAACCCCCUCCACUAGUUUAGUGUGUUCAACUACUUAUACCACAACGAUAAGAGUUUCAUUUAUUAAAUAUUAAUGCUAAAUAAGAAUCUCCUAAACAUACCAAUUACUUUGUUAAACAGUCUAAGUUUUCGAAUUUAUACAUUAUUAGUCUCAGAUUAUGUUCAACACUAUAUAUGAACUGUUAAUAAUUAAUAUUAACAUUAAUAAUGUAGAUGAAGUAAUUCAUAUUAUAAUUAAUAUUAACCAAUACAGUAAAAAUACAGUACAUUAAAAGAAUAAUAAAUAAUAGCACUGAAACAUUUUACAAUAAUACACACCUUUUAAUGCACAAUUCAAGCAUUCGUUGUGGUAUAAAAUAUUGUACAGAUUAUGAUAAGUUAUGUUUGCUGUA